CUGAAAAACACACCAAGGACAAAGCACAUCUGUACGAAUGGAAAAGGAAACGACAGAUAGCGAAAUGUCGGGAAACGCGGGUGCUCCAGCUCCCGUACCUGGCACAUCAGCGGUUUUACCUCUAAGACAGGACUGCAGGCUCGUGUGCGUGGAGUACCCGGGGCUUGUCGUCAAUGUGGACAAGAUGCUGGAGACCCUUGGGGGGGAGAAAACGGUGUCAAAGACUUUCGCUGACCCUAGCAGGCGGAUCGAACUGAACUACCGGCCUCGCGAUCCCUACUGCCACCCGCAGUGCGCAAACCGCUUCACCACCACCAGCUUGCUUUUGCGCGUGUGGAAGCGGUCGCGCAAAGGGAGCGGCGCCGACGCACGAUUUGAAAUGGAGACGCUGGGAGUCAUUGGGACCUGCUACAAAUUCCAGGGGAUGAGUGACUUCCAGUAUCUGGCGAUGCACACGGAGGCGGACGGCACACAGACGUCCCUGUACGACAAGAUCCUCCUGUGCAAACCGGAAAAGAAGGACUUUUUCUACAAGGAGGUGCCCCUGUACAUCCCCCCGCCCAUUUUCUCCCGCCUGGAUAACCCGGUGGACUACUUCUACCGCCCUGACAUCCAACACAGGGAGGGGUACGUCCCACAGACGGUCUCCCACGACAACCUCAUCGGCCUGAGUCGUGCCCGUCGCCCCCACAACGCCAUAUUCGUAGCCUUCGAGGAGAAAGAGGUGCCCACCAAGCCGCUGGAGGCUGCGGUGCAGAACUGGAGACGGCUGUGCGUGCACCCGAGCGACAGCAAGAAGGAGCAGGAGAUUAAGGACAUGUUCGAGAGGCGGCCCGUCUGGUCUCGCAACGCGGUCAAGGCUAACCUGGACAUCCAGCCGGACAAGCUCAAGCUGCUCCUGCCGUAUGUGGCGUAUUACAUGCUGACCGGGCCCUGGAGGAGUCUUUGGGUGAGGUUUGGCUACGACCCCAGGAAGACCCCCGAGGCCAAGAUCUACCAAGUGCUGGACUUCAGGAUCCGCUGUGGGACAAAACACGGCUACGCAGUCAAUGACAUGCCGGUGAAGGCCAAGAGGAGCACUCUGAAUUACAGCCUGCCCAUCACUAUGAACAAGACUGCUCCUCAGCCUGCGAGCAUACGGGAGAUCUCCCAGGAAGGAGGCCAGCCAGUGGUGCAGAAACCUGUUUCUCCGAGAUACAAGCUGAAAGACUCGGCCUACAUAUUUCGCGAAGGCACCCUCCCCCCCUACAGACAGAUGUUCUUCCAGCUGUGCGACUUGGAAGUGGAGAGCAUAAAGAAGCUGAUCCACCAGAACGACGGGAAGGAGGAGGAGUGUAACGAGCGGGACGGCUGGUGUAUUCCCCGCACCUCUGACGAGCUCCGGGACAUCAUGUCCGCCUUGAUCAAGCAGACCAUCCGCGCCAGGAGACCAGCUGCUGUUCCCUCCACGUCCAAGAGUUCAGCAGCUUCCACACGCGGCCAACGGCGCCAGGAGGCAGAGAGCGGAGAGGAGGAAGAGGAUGAGGAGGGGGAGGAGGACGAAGACUUCCAGCCCUCGGAAGGCAGUGACAAUGAGAUGGAGACAGAGAUCCUGGACUACAUGUGAAUUUUCCUCACAAAACCAAACAGAGAAGCAAGAAAUAUUGUUUCUGCUGAGAGAUUGUUUUUUUCCACUCAUGUAAUAAUUUUUUAUUUUUUAUAAUUCUGCUUGAAAUGAUUGAAAAGCUGUAAAAUAAACUUGUUCAAAAAAAUCCUUA
Anguilla anguilla (European eel) is the source of this 1757-nucleotide messenger RNA. RefSeq names its product general transcription factor IIIC, polypeptide 5 (gene gtf3c5). Gene Ontology annotation, cellular component: transcription factor TFIIIC complex. The transcript has 11 exons. Gene Ontology annotation, biological process: transcription initiation at RNA polymerase III promoter. The record is from RefSeq and is a predicted model, not a curated record. NCBI's taxonomy places the organism in Eukaryota, Metazoa, Chordata, Actinopteri, Anguilliformes, Anguillidae. Bases 38 to 1606 code for a protein of 522 amino acids.